UAAGCACCGUAGAGGGGUGGAGGUGUGAUGACCUCCCAGAGCGGGCGACAGGGGGAAGUUUGGGUGGGCGUCAGCCUGCCCAAAGGUCCCCAUGUCACCCCCGGUCCACCCUGGGCAACGUCACUAGCGACUGGCACUCGUGCCUCUUUCUAGUGGCGGCUAACAUCCACACUGGUGUCGUCACUGUGGUGCGUGGGUUACUGCUGACGACCUAUAUAUAACCCACCUGUGCUAGGACCUGCACAGUUGAGCGCCGUAUGCAAGGAUGAAGGGAUCCUGGCGAUUGAGCCACUGCCAACCCGCGUGGCAACACGUCUGCUUAGGCCAUGAUUUCGGGCAAAACGGUGGCCCGGGCUACUAGCCACAGUCCGGGAAAUGGUCAUGUGAGGUACCGUAAGUGGGCUCACGGCGAGAAGUGGGGGGCCCCAGAGGCAGUUUCGGCUGCUGAUGUGGUGGUGAACGGCCAUGCUGAGGGAGUGCGUUUAGGUGAUCCUGGCGUAGGGCGUCUGACCUGGGUGACCCUACGUCCCACCUUUACAAGCGCCUGAUGUCGCGCAACUAGCCAACUCCUCAUUUCUAUACCCGAGUCGGUGUCCUAACGACUGAAAGCAACUUUUAUAUGUGUGAGUAGGCGUUCCCAGAGGUGUGGGCCCUUGUAGGGUGGGAGCCGAUGAGGAUGAAGUUUAUACGUACGAACCAUGGAUAACAGGUCGUCAAAAAAUAAACCCCAGGCUCAUCCAGCGGCGUCCAUCGCUAAUGGUGAGGCCACACAGGCGAGACAAGCUGUUCCAGCAACAGUGCGUCAAGCCAACAACUCGGCUUGUCCGCAACCCAGUUCAUCUGGUGAGCAGACUGGCUCAAACUCCUUCCAGGACUGGCAGGAAGUGGACCGCAGGCCCAGGCAGCGACCCACUGGUGGGAAAUCUCGCCCUGCCGGACCUGUGACGUCUUCAACUUCUAACCCAUCCCGCCCUGUUCAAUGUCAAGGAGGGGUGGCUAAGAAGAUGAAGAAGAACAAGAACCAGCGGCGUGCGGCUCGGCUAGCACGAGAGCUGGAGCUGGCCAUGGCCACCACAUACAACCCCAAACCGGCGCCGAACAAGCCGACGGCUGCUGGCAGACCUCCGCCGAAGGGGAAAGGUUCCACCCUACCCCCCAAGGCUGGAAUGUCGGCCAGUACCCCUAAGGGUCCGGCCGCAGGUCCACCCAAACGAUGCCCCGUAAAGUUCGCACAAGCCGCUGCUAAAAGGAAACCAGACGAGUCCUGCUCCCCCAAAGGAGAUUACAAAAAGCAGCGACUGGUGAGCCCCAGCCAACCGGGCGUGUCGAAGACACAAGCAACGGCGUCUGACCUGACAAUCGUCAUUACUGACGCAAAGUCGGGGAAGAUCUCCGCGGAUCAAUCAAAUGCCAUUCUCCGCGGGUUGCACCAAGCAAUUGCGGAGGAGGCAAGAAAAAACAUCGUGGGAGCCACGCCACCAAAAUUCAAGGGCAAGCCUAUCUUCGCUGAGGGGCAGCUGAGGAUCUUUGCGGAAGACGAAAACUCGGCCGCCUGGUCUCAGCAGUGCGUCAAGGCCCUAACCUUGCCAAACAUCUCCCUGACGGCUGUUCGCCAGUCGGAGAUGGCAAGGAGAGUUAAAUGCGGGCUCCUAAUACCCAACAUAAACAAUUCGUCCUGGGAAGACGUCCGGCAGGCAGCUGACGGACUAAAGUAUCAGAACGAAUGGGCCAAGGUCGGUACCUGGUCCAUUAUUGAGAUACUGCGGCAAGACCAGGGGUGGUUUGUCGCCUUUACAAUCUCCGAGGACCUUGUCUCCGCCUUCAUGGAAAGGGGCAGAUCCCUGAACUGUGGGGUGGGCAAUGUCUACCUCAGGUUCAGGGGUCCUGGGGGCAAAUACGUGGACCAGCCUCCCACCCUGCAGGGUUCUACCCUAAGGGUAACGGAUGCACAGGUCCCAACCCAACAGGCCGCGGGCACCCCCGAGCAGAGCAAGUCUGUCUCCGGGGAGACAGUUGCCCCCUCAUUGACAUCCAAGCCGACGAUACCCGAACUCUCAUCCGAGGGUGAGGACUUGUCGGCUUGGAUAGAAUCGGGGUCAGCCAACAUGUUGAAGGAGGGAGGGGAGAUAGGCUAUUUCGCCCCUACCACCGACAACAUGUAUACGGUUUAGUGUCCUCCAAGCAAACCUCCAGCACAGCGUGGCCGCUACGGUCCAACUGAGGCGCUGUCUGGAAGGUUUGCCUACACUCCGUUCCCCUCCUACAAGAACCUUGGACGGGCAACGGACACAUACGCGGGCUCUCCAACACAAAAGGCCAAGCAACACAAGAUACCCCCCAAACCAGUCCAGAAACUCCCCAGAUAGGUCAAGAAACUCAAGAUACUCCCCUGACCGAUCAGGUUACCCCUCAGACCAUCUGAGCAACUCCAGACACUCCAGAUAGGUCGGGAAACUCAAGAUACUCCCCAGACCGAUCAAGAUACCCCGCAGACCGAUCAAGAUUCCCCCCCGACCGAUCAAGGUACCCCUCUGAUCAGGCAAACAACUCGAGAUACCCCCAAACCUCAAGAAACUCAAGAUAUUUUCCAGACCGGUCAAGAAAUGCGACAGAAUAUCCGGCCUGGUCAAGAGAUUCCAGGCACUCACUGCCCCGGUGACAAAAUACAAUAUUCAGAAUGAAAUGAUUAACAAGUCGCGAUCUUUGGCCAAUACCUGAUUUUUGUGCCGAAACUUGCCCAAACCUAAACUUUGGUUUGUACAGUCGCCAUCAGAUAUAUCGGAGCGCCCGGGCUGCUCACAAAUAUCCGAACACGCCUCUAUUGUCAAGGCGAUAGAGUGCGUGUACAGAUAUUUUGAGUACCUAGGGCGCUCUGAUAUAUCUGAUGGCGACUGUACAUUAAGUAUGACACUGAACAUAACUAAGGUCGGUUUUUUUAUUCCGUAGAGUAAAAUGAUGAAAUGUCAUUUUAGUCUACGGAAUAAAAAAACAGAAACACCUAUGAGGAAAUUUUUAAAUUGCUGUCAGAUUACUUUUUUUGAUUUUGUGAUUGAGAUGUAUGAGUUUUAACUAACAAAAGUUGUAAUAGAUAAAUGAAUGAUAUAUGUAUAGGGAUUAAAUGUUUAUUUUCUCUAAUCUUAA
Cydia strobilella is the source of this 3141-nucleotide messenger RNA. RefSeq lists its product as uncharacterized. The record is from RefSeq and is a predicted model, not a curated record. The transcript is spliced from 2 exons. Bases 699 to 2171 code for a protein of 490 amino acids. NCBI's taxonomy places the organism in Eukaryota, Metazoa, Arthropoda, Insecta, Lepidoptera, Tortricidae.